AUGUCUUGCUGUGCUUCGCAGGCGCGGGAGUGGUGGAGCACCCAAGUUAGCGAAGAUGAGGAGUUUGACACCGGUUGUUUGUGCCUGGCCAACAUUGACAAUGAGCCAAGCGGCGCGAACAAGAUCAUCACUGGAAGCUACCAGGGAAUGCUCCGCAUGUACUAUCCGAAGCAGAAGGAGUACAAAAUCGAGGACCUCAUUCUCGAGAGCAACAUGGAGGCGCCGAUCCUUCAGAUUGAGGCAGGCAGAUUUGUCCAGGGCAGUCGAGAGAUCUGCAUGGCUUUGCUUCACCCACUGAAGUUGUCGGUGUACAUGGUGUCGGCAGUUUCGUCUGGCGGCUCGGUUAACUACUACUCCAUUGCUCUGGCCUAUGAGCACAAGCUUUCAAGGCCGGCCUUCAACAUGUGUUACGGAUGUUUCGGUGGUGUUAGAGAUCGCGAUUAUUUCUGUGUCCAGUCGUUGGAUGGCGUGCUGUCCUUUUUCGAGCAGGAGUCGUUUGCCUUCAGCCGGAUGUUGACAACGAAUUUUCUGGUGCCCGGCCCCAUAUGCUAUGUGCCAAAGAUCGACAGCUUUGUCAUAUGCACCGAUGCAAUGUGUAUAGAGGCCUAUCGGUAUCAGGUUCUGGCAGCUGCUGCAGACAACGUUGACCAAACAGCAGGAGACGGCGCCCCUGGCAAGAAGGUCCAGGUCGACUGGUCUACGAACAUUGGUGAGCAUGCUCGGAGUAUCGAGGUGGUGCGCUUUAGCCGAUCUCUCUCCGCGAAUCAGCAGGAGAUUCUGGUGGUGGGCGAGCAAACCAUCUACACUCUCAAGGAUAGUGGUGGCAUCCGACUCCAAAAGCGUCUGGCCGAGUAUGGAAUCACUGCCUCCCUCGCCUACAAGAUGCCGCCAGAGUCACCAGACGCCUCGGCGAAUCACAAUCUGAUCCUGGGAACAAGCACUGGUCACUGCUUGGUUCUGAAGGAGAUGCAGCUUGUAUGGUGCGCGCGACUGCAGGGAAUGGUCCCGGCGCAAAUUUGCGUCGACACUCUUGGCGGCGUGCGAGGCAUGGUGGUGCUGAUGGAUGGCAAAGGCAAGCUUCAGAUAUGCUAUUUGGGCACGGAUCCACCCACUGCGAGCUUGGUAAAUACGGAAAUGAAGGAGUUGAAUUACGACGAGAUGGAAGAGGAGCAUCAGGAGUUGUUGCGUGUCAUUCGGCAAACGCAUGGCGAUGGGGCCACAGAGCCUGAAGAGAGCCUAGUGGUGGACUCGCAGGUGCCUCAAGUCCUCGACCUGGGCAUGAACGAGGACGAUUGCGACGCUGAUGAUCCCGUGGGACGUUCAGACGGCAUGGUGAUGCAGCUUACAGUGAACUUGUGUGUCACUCUGGGCGGUGGCAAAGCCGUGGAGAACGUGUCGAUCACAUUGAAGGCGCCGCAAUGCUUCGCCCUGUCGCAGACAUCGAUCUUCAUAGACAAGGUCGAGCCUGGCCGGCCACCCGUGAUCAUUCCGAUCGUCUUUCGCGUGUGGAACAAGAUACUCUGCUCCAACUUGGAGGUAGCUGUUUGUGCAUCGUACUAUUCGUUGAACAAUGAGCCUCGUACCGUCGCAUCUUCCUUCCUGUUGCCAUUUGCCUUAGUGGCCAAGCCGAUUCCGCCCGUCAAAAAUGCAAAGCACAAGAUUCAGCUGGACUGCAACAAGCAGCCUCCACAGUUGCAAGUGCUGUUUGCCGGCCUGCUCAACCAGCCGCAUGUGUCGGCUGCAGUGAGCCAGGGCAUGUCCAACCUGCUCUCCAUACAGUAUGUCUCCGGAACGGAAGCAACAGUGCUGAUGUUGAAGAGCAGCGGGCGCUUCUGCGUACAAGCAGCAGAAUUCGCCGCUCUCUGGGUAUUGACGCAGGAGCUUUGCAACCGCCUCUAUGAGUAUUUUGGACCAGGUGGUGAAGGUGCUGCCGCAGACGACGAGGAGCCUUUCUUCAUCACUUUCCAAGACAGUUUGCCUUUGCAUGACUACUUUGCAUUGAUUGAUGAUCAUUUCGAUCUUCGACGACAUCUGGACGAACUGCGUAAAGACCUAGCAGAUCGAACGCAGCAGUACCGGGUCAUCCAGAAGAGAUUGCUGGUUCGCUUUAAGGAUCGGAAUCCAUCACCGUUGAAUCAUCUGGAUACACUGCUCAAUUUGACCUUCGAGCAGACACUGCUGCUUACAGAUGCCAUCGACGACGUGGAACAAGCUCUGAGAACGGUCUCUUGCCAUCUCUCGGCUGCGACUGAACUCGUGCUGUUGCUGAUCAAGUUUAGAUUCGGGAUGGACGAGGAGAAUUUCAUCGCCCUCAGAAGGCAUUUGACCCCAGAGGUUUGUGACACCACGGAGCAGGGCUGGGAGGAGAAGGUAGACACCUCCUUGCUCCAUCUUUUGCGAACAGCGCUGGCGAGAAGCGUGAAGGAAGGCAACAGCUUGCCUCCUCCUAUGAAGGUGCCUCAGGACACCCUAAAGCUGCGGAAGCGCAUCACCACGGUGGUCGACCGUCUGGCAACGGGUGCGCGAAUGACAGACGACGCCGUGGCAGGCGGGAACCUUCCGGCAGAAAGGGACCUCAUGGCUUUUGUGGGAAACUACCAGCGUACGCAGCUGCGGAGGGCCGGCAGUGCUGCGAAGCCCGGGGACGGCAGCAAAGGUUCCAAGGGCGGUGUUCUCGCGGAUCAGGUCAAGCGAGGUCAGCGGGAGUCGAAGCGCUUCAAAGAAAGAUGGUGGGACUACUGUGACAAGUACGGGAAAGGUUUCUAUGAUCCACACCGGCAUGAGCAGCGGUUCCUGCAGGACAGACUACGGAGCAGAGUCCCUCUGUCGCCUGAGUAUCGAUUCCACCUUUCAGUCUCUUGCGACCAGCGUUUUUGCUACCAGGGAUCUUUCGUGACGAUUGGCCGCGUAUGUGCACAGACAAUUGCGACCUCGACUGUCUGGGGAAGGGCAAGUGGGCAACGCACUUUGGCUGUUGCGCUGAAUCGUGGUCCUGAAUUGCGCCAGUACACGGGAGAAGCAUGUUGGGCGUGA
Messenger RNA from Symbiodinium sp. CCMP2592, 3033 nucleotides. The record is from the annotation of a GenBank genome assembly. Lineage: Eukaryota; Dinophyceae; Suessiales; Symbiodiniaceae.